GCCGCCCGCAAGUCCGUGGGGCCCAUGCGCCUCUUCACGCGCUUCGCGGCCGACCUCCCCACCGCCCUGCACUUCCAGGCGGUGCUCGAGGCCAUCCGCGAGCGCGUCGCGGCGGCCGCGCGCGGGCUGGGCCGCCCGGAGCAGCCCGCCGCCCGCCCGCGCUUCGCGGAGGGCGCCUUCCGCGCGGCGCUGCUCCAGGAGCCCGGGAGGCGAGGGCUCGACGCCGCCAGGGACAUGGGCCUCUGCUUCGUGGCCAGCGUGGGUGCGCGCCGCUGGGUGGGCAGGGAGCUGCGCACGCCGCGCUUCGGCGCCCACGACCUGGACGCGGGGCUGUCCUCGUGGCGGCGGCUGCGGGAGGCGCGGGCGCGCCUUAAGGCCGGGGAGGCGGAGCACGCGGCUAGCGCCGCGUGGCGGAGGUUGCGCGAGGUGUACCUCGACAUCUGGGCCGAGGC
Molecule: messenger RNA, 452 nt
Organism: Prorocentrum cordatum
Lineage: Eukaryota; Dinophyceae; Prorocentrales; Prorocentraceae
Source: the annotation of a GenBank genome assembly